GCGAUACACGGCCCAGCCGAACUGAUACACAAGUAAGAUACAUACUCUGCAAAGUCGGUCACCAGAAGCGACGAGAGACGCCCACGGUGGCUGCCAACAGAGUCAACUCAAUCCAGAGAAGUGCGAAGAGGAGCAUACCUAGCCAUGAACGUCUGGAUGCGAAGAAGAAAACGACAGAACGCGAGAGCUGCCCCUGACCCGUCCUUGAAGUCGAUGGGCGGCAGCUUGCUGACAGAAUAUCGCCAGUACGUCGCCAGUAUCAUGCUCAUGCUCACUCAUNCUGCCCCUGCUAGACCCGGNCAGUNAACUCAUCAGUAGAACACCUCCGCUUGAGGCAGAAGCAU
Mixia osmundae IAM 14324 is the source of this 344-nucleotide messenger RNA. RefSeq lists its product as uncharacterized. NCBI's taxonomy places the organism in Eukaryota, Fungi, Basidiomycota, Mixiomycetes, Mixiales, Mixiaceae. The record is from RefSeq and is a predicted model, not a curated record. The annotation marks the transcript as partial. The transcript has 2 exons.